AACCAGCCCGCAACUGAACUCUUUGAUACUGCCAUGACAUGUGUCAAUCGGCAUCACAGCCACAAAAAAAGUAUAUAUAUACAAACCUUGUGGACUGUCGGUGCACCCCUCCAUAUAUCAUUGGAGCUCGGCACUGUCGCUUUGAGUCAUAAAGAUGCAGACCUACCUCGGCUCACAACAGCCGCGAACAGUCUCUGGGUCACAAUAGAGCUCAAAAUAAGUAAACUUGGCAUCAUCGAGGCAUCCCGGCCCCAAAAGUCCCCUUAUUUUGGCAUGGCAUCGGGGGACUGCUCACAGUAG
This is a messenger RNA of Ilex paraguariensis (yerba mate), 300 nucleotides long. The record is from the annotation of a GenBank genome assembly. NCBI's taxonomy places the organism in Eukaryota, Viridiplantae, Streptophyta, Magnoliopsida, Aquifoliales, Aquifoliaceae.